AUGACAAGUAUCGGCCCAAAUUUCUCUGGGCAUCCUGCUGGUAUGGGGCAUCCAGGAGUCGCCGGCCACCCUAUGGGCCCUGGUGGCAUGCCUCAUAACCAAGGCCAGCAAGGCGCUCCCGGUGGUGGAAUGCCUCAUCAAUUCGGAGGACCUAUGGUCUCUGCUCCCGGAGCACAAGUAAACCCUGCCCUCAUGGGCGGCAUGCCGCCGGGUGCGAACCCAAAUACUCAUGCUUUACAGCACCUCAAUCCCGCCGCUCAGCAGCAAAUGCUGCAGCAACAACUCCAGCAACAACAUUUUAAUAAUCCGCAAGCGAUGGCAGCGAUGCGACAGCAACAGCAACAGCUCCUUCAACAACAACAAGCGCGACAGCUCAUGGCUCAACAAGCCGCUUUCCAGGCUAACAUGCAAGGUGGCGGCAUGCCGAUAAACAUGGCUCAAUUUAGCCAACUUAACCCUCAGCAGCUACAGCAUCUCAGAGGGAGACUGGGUCCUGGACAGCAUCCUCAGGCCCAAGCAAUCAUGGCCCAGCAGCUUGCUCUUCAACAACAUCAACAGCAGCAGCAACAACAACAACAGCAGGCUGCUCAUGCUCAGCAAAUGCAAGCUGGGCCUAAUCCAGGCCAACCGAUGUCGAUGAAUGCUCAAAGCAUGCAAGCCAUGCAGCAACAGAAUCAGCUUGCUCUCCAAAACCAGAUGGCAAACCAACAAGGUCAGCAGCCUCAGGGUCAGCCUCAACCACAGCCACAACAACAACAGCAGCAGCAACAGCAGCAGCAACAACAGCAACAACAGCAGCAGCAGCAGCAGCAGCAACAGCAACAACAGCAACAGCAGCAGCAGCAGCAACAGCAGCAACAGCAACAGCAGCAGCAGCAACAACAGCAACAGCAACAACAACAACAGCAGCAGCAGCAACAGCCUGGCCAACAGCAACCUCAGCACACUCCUCAGCAGUCGUCGCAAGCUGGAACACCCGCCCCUACUGGGCCUCAAACUCCUGCUCAAACACCUAGCUCAACUCCUGCUCAGCCAACUCAGUUGCCGCCCGGUCAGAAUCAGCCUCAAGUGCCGCAAACUCCUGCUCAAUCACAAGCUCAACCUCAGCCUCAAGGUCAGGCACAGGCUCAAGCCCAGGCUCAAGCACAAGCCCAGGCACAAGCCCAGGCUCAGGCACAGGUUCAACCUCAGCAGCAUCAGAUGAAUGCUGCCACCGCCCACCAGCUUGCGAUGCAGAAUCAGUUCCUGCAGCAACAGCGGAGGGAUAGCAUGAAAGGCCAGUGUUUGCUUAAGUUGAUGCAGUUCAGCGAACAUCUUAGUGGCUUUCCCGGAUCCAAGGGCAGAGAAGAUCUCUCGUAUUGGCAGGAAUUCGUUACGCGAUUCUUCUCCGUCAAUGGUGUCUUUCGCCACUCACUACACAUUACCGAUGCUGAAGAUACGACCGAUAAGCAAUACGAGAUUACGUUCCCCGCCAUUGCUCGAUACUUCCAUACUCACUUUGGCAGUGGCGUCAAAAAUAUGCAGUUGAUUAUGGAUAAGGGUGUUACAGAUCGCCCUCUUCCGGGAGAAUGCCACUGCAUCGAGAAUUCAAAGGCUAGUCUCGUGUACUGGUUCGAGACAGGAUCUCACUUGGUCGCGAGUGGUACCCUACGAGCACAGUUUGAUGCUGAACAGAAGAUCGAACUUUUUGAGUUUCUUACGACGAGUCACGACGAAUUUAUCUCACGAAAGCAGGUCAUUGAUGCUGCGAAACCAGCCCACAUGUGGAUGAAGGAGUGGCAUAAGACUAACUCUCAGGAUGGCAAGUCGCCUGAAUUGUCCAAGAAGGGCAAGGGUCGGCAGUUGAAGUCCCCCCAAACACAGCCUCCGGAAGUCUUGGUCGACCUGCCAGACUCGGCUGUUAAUAGUAAGGGGGUGACUGAAGCGGUCUUUCAGUUUCUUGAGAUUGUUGAAGUGAUGGGACAGAUGAACCCAUUGUUCCAAUAUAAUUUUUCGAACCCCGGCAUGAGCCCCUAUCAAACGCUCGACCAGUACGUCUCGACACAUAUCAACGGAGCCCCUCCGAAUAUGAACGGCCAGCAAAUGCCCCCCGGGGCCCGCACACCUAGCUUUGGGCAGUUUCCGAUGGGCGCAAGCCCGGCUGCCGCUCACAUGAACCUGCCUGGAUCGCCUCAUAUGGGCAGUCCGGCACCUGGCCAUAUGCAGGCCCCUGGAAUGCAGAUGCAGCAAAGUCAACAGGGUACUGGGUCAAGUGGACCUAGCGCAAACACAUCUCCCGCCUCGAACAAACGAAGAAGACCCUCCGCAGUAAAAGAGGAGGAUGGAUCUGGAGCUCCUACGCCUAACGCCAAUGGGAUGCCUCGCAAUGCCAAGCCUCCUACACCAAGAAUGCCGAAACGACUCAAGGGUAACCCGCCUGCACAGUAA
Molecule: messenger RNA, 2427 nt
Organism: Fusarium coffeatum
Lineage: Eukaryota; Fungi; Ascomycota; Sordariomycetes; Hypocreales; Nectriaceae
Exons: 6
Coding region: 1-2427 (808 amino acids)
Biological process (GO): negative regulation of transcription by RNA polymerase II; positive regulation of transcription by RNA polymerase II
Cellular component (GO): nucleus; transcription regulator complex
Source: RefSeq, a predicted model, not a curated record